UCUCUUAGCAGCAACAAACGUCAACAUUAAUUUUUCAUCAGUGCGCAUUAUAUUUUAUUUUUGGGUGAGUGCGUUGAAAUUACUGUCAUUUCCGUUAAAAAAAAAUUACACGACGUUUACGAUUGGCUACGAAAUCUACCAAAAACGAGGCAACUACAUAGAUUCAACAAACAGUUAAAUAAAGCACAGAACAACAAUUGAGACUGUGGUGCAAGGGCUCAAGAUCAAAGUUCGAAUUAAAUAUUGUGAGUAGUAUAAAACUGCAAAUUCAUACGUACAAAAUGACAGUGUCCGCCGGAGCAGCUGAUUCUAACGAUAAUGUAGCCGGCAAUGAGAAAUCCUCUUCCAUUUUAUUUGGCAUUGUAGAGGAAAUUAUCUAUAGCCCACUCAAUUUGGCACUUGUGGCUGUUAUAGUAUUUCUCUUCUACAAAAUUGUAAAGGAUCGAUAUGAAGUUCCUAGGGACAGAUCGGGCGAUGGUUCGCCACCAGCACCUGAACUGCCAAAAUUACGUCGAGAUUUCACUAUACAAGAGUUGCGCGCAUAUGAUGGUAAUGGACCGGAUGGUCGUAUCCUUAUUGCAGUAAAUGGGAUUGUAUAUGACGUCACAAAGGCAAAGCGUUUUUACGGUCCAGGUGGCCCUUAUUCAUCAUUCGCGGGUCGAGAUGCAUCUCGUAAUUUAGCUACUUUCAAUGUCGAGCCAAAUAAUAAGGAAGAAUAUGACGAUUUGAGUGACCUAACUGCUAUGGAAAUGGAUUCCGUGCUGGAAUGGGGAAUGCAGUUUAAAGAAAAAUAUCCCCUGGUAGGCAAACUGCUACGCAAAGGUGAGCAACCCACAAAUUAUGACGACGAGGAAGAAGACUCGAACGAGGUAGUCACUGAAAAUGCUACUGCUUCCACUGUUCUUACUUCAAAUGCUAAUUCGAAUGAUGAAAAUGUUAGGAAGCGUGUAAUUGCCAGCUCGAAUGAGGAGGAAGCUAAAUAAAUAAACAGUAGUUGUCUCGUGAAUAUUUGUUUUGAAAAAUCAAUUGUUAAGAUUUUAACAAAUUUUAGUUUACUAAAAAAUUAUUUAAUUAACAUGAAAAAUUGCUACUGUAGACGAAUUAAAACAUGCAUAUUUGUAGAAACAUAGCUACAUAUAUAAAUUGAUAAAAGAAAACUUCAGCAAAAUAAGAAACAAUCUGUAUUAAUUUUUAAUUUGGUUUUUAUGCUUUUACUUUUAAAAUUUGCUUCUGAUUUAGAACUUUUCAAAAUGGUUUCGCUAUUAAUACAAUCUUAGAAUUACUCAACGUUUUUGAUUGUGAUUGAGUGUACGCUAGUUAUAAAACUAGAAAUCGAAUGUAUCUACAUUAAAAAAUAUGUGCUAAAAACAUUUAUAAUUAAAGAAUUGAGGUGUAUGGUAAUUGCUUAAACGUGGGAAUAAAAAUCGUAAAUAAUGUUUUUUACUUAA
Messenger RNA from Ceratitis capitata (Mediterranean fruit fly), 1448 nucleotides. It is a transcript of the gene MSBP, whose product is annotated as membrane-associated progesterone receptor component 1. The transcript has 3 exons. Bases 282 to 983 code for a protein of 233 amino acids. Gene Ontology annotation, cellular component: membrane; endomembrane system. The record is from RefSeq and is a predicted model, not a curated record. Lineage: Eukaryota; Metazoa; Arthropoda; Insecta; Diptera; Tephritidae.